UAUUUUUUGGUGGGAUACAAAAUUAUUGAUAUUGGAAUGAAAAACAAAAAGAAAAACAUGGAGGCUAUAAAUAAAGCGAACACAAGAAUCCAUCUCCAAGUAAACAGUGUCUUUGCUCUUUCCCCUUCUCCGGGAAUAUACCCUCAUUGCUUAAACCCACAAUCAUCCUUACUCAUAUUUCCCACUAAACCCUAAUUUGGUUUUGGAUUACUUCAUCUAUCAAUUGCAAUCUUUCUUUGAAAUCGUUCUUCACCUACAAUGGCUGAUCAACAAACCCUAGAUUCUCCUACUCCUCCUCAAUCCGUUGAUCCCUCUCACUCCCACUCUUCUUCUUCUUCCCCAGCUCCUACCCUCUUAAGAACUUUCUCCUCUAGUCGCCUCAAUGCUAAUGCUCCUGAGUUCGUUCCUGGUCGAACUACUCCGCCGUUGCCUCAGCCGAGGAUGAUGAUCCCACCUCCGCCUCCUCCUCUGUUUCUUCAUAUGUACCACCACCCUCCUCCGCCGCUGUUUCAUGUUCCUAUUACUGGACCUAUCCCAUUCCUGCCUCACGAGCGGCGGAGGAGAGACCGUAAGAAGAAAGAUCAAGCCGAAACUGGAGCUUCUGUUUCUUUUGAUCCUAAGAGUGGUUUACCUGAGGAUACGGUCCAGAAGAUAGUGAACCAGGUCGAAUACUAUUUCAGCGACUUGAACUUGGCCACAACAGAUCUUCUGAUGGGAUUUAUCAGUAACGACCCUCAAGGAUAUGUGCCUAUGCAUAUAGUUGCAUCUUUCAACAAAAUUAAAUCAUCCAUCAACAGUAACUCCCAGCUUGCCACAGUGCUACAAAACUCCUCAAAGCUUGUUGUUAGUGAAGAUGGGAAGAGAGUAAGACGCUUAUAUCCCAUUACCGAGUCUGCUCUAGAAGAGUUACAGUCCCGAAUAGUGGUUGCUGAAAAUCUACCUGAGGAUCAUUGCUACCAAAAUCUGUUGAAGAUUUUCUCAGCUGUUGGAAGUGUGAAGCACAUUCGGACCAGCCAGCCACAAAACUCUGGCAGUGGUCCUCCAUCAGCAGCUAGAUCAGCCAAAACUGAUUUCAGUAACAAGGUCCACGCCUUUGUUGAGUAUGAGAGAGUUGAGUUGGCAGAGAAAGCAGUCGCUGAAUUAAAUGAAGAAAGAAAUUGGAGUGGUCUUAGGAUACGGUUGAUGCUGCAGCAUGAGACAAAGGAACCAAAACAUGUUCUUCAAGAACGAGGAAGAAAGGAAGAAGAUGACGUGAUGAGAACAAUUGAGCAAGGACGUGGACAGAAUCAUUAUGGGCGUGGGAAUCAUCAUGUUUCAAACAAUCCAAUGAACAACAAGACAGAUCAAGUGAGCAUGGGGAAGCAACAGGGACCAAGAAUGCCAGAUGGCACAAGGGGAUUUUCGUUGGGUCGAGGAAAACCGGUAAGUGUUCAUGCCAGAGUGAACCGUAGCUGUCCACAAAAGAAAUAGUGUAAAAAUGGAGGAAGGGAUUCGAUUAGUUGUUAGAAGAAUAUUAAUAUCUGAUCCACAGAGAGAGAGAUUGGUCUUCUUCUCCAAAAGGAAAAAUUGUUCCUUGGAAUUUGGGAGUUAGAAAAGUUUUGCCACACUUGAAAAAA
Messenger RNA from Arabidopsis lyrata subsp. lyrata, 1616 nucleotides. RefSeq names its product la-related protein 6B. Bases 259 to 1470 code for a protein of 403 amino acids. The transcript has 9 exons. The record is from RefSeq and is a predicted model, not a curated record. Gene Ontology annotation, biological process: RNA processing. Gene Ontology annotation, cellular component: nucleus. Gene Ontology annotation, molecular function: mRNA binding. NCBI's taxonomy places the organism in Eukaryota, Viridiplantae, Streptophyta, Magnoliopsida, Brassicales, Brassicaceae.